Suillus subalutaceus is the source of this 1379-nucleotide messenger RNA. RefSeq lists its product as uncharacterized. The record is from RefSeq and is a predicted model, not a curated record. NCBI's taxonomy places the organism in Eukaryota, Fungi, Basidiomycota, Agaricomycetes, Boletales, Suillaceae. The coding region runs from base 338 to 1315 and encodes 325 amino acids. The transcript has 12 exons.
GUGAAACGUGUCAGUUUGCAUGUAAGCGCCGAUCAGUGGACUGGCGAGUUUGUGCUUGCAAUUAUGCUGAUCGCGGUGCUUUUACAUGGUACAUAUAUUCCAUAUCAAUAUCUUCUUCUCACCAUUCUCUGAUCGGCACCUAAUAUGCACUAUUUUCAUCUUACGAGGUGCUGAACAACGCACAGGAUCGGUUUGACUGGCCCGGCCCAUCAGUGAUUUGUUCCUUUCUCGUAUCACCUAUGCCUAUGCAAUGUGCCAAUAAUGCAUCGGCAUGUCAACGGCAUCAAUACUUGGUGUCCAAGGGUCAUGCUCAUAAGGUAGACAUGACAGCUUCUCGAUGCCCACGAUAAUGAUCAUGAGCAACUCUUCUGGUACAACGUUUCAGCUCAUUGAUGAUAUGAAUGGAUUCCAGAGUGCUCAUUAUCUAGAAAUAUCAUGCUUCACACUUCUGGUUUACGAUCUACUGACUACCUUCGGAGAAGAGGUUGAAUACUUCUGGUCGGGUCCAUGGAGCAUAUCGCGUGUUUUGUUUUUCUUGAACCGAUAUCUUCCAUUUGUCGUCAUGAUACCAACAAAUGCUGCGAUGUUUGGGGACGAGAUGUCAGCUCAGUCGUGCACUCAUUGGAUUCGCACUGCAUUUGAGCUUUCUAUCAUCGUAAUCUGCAUCAAUCAAGGAAUUCUCUUCCUCCGCGUGUGGUACAUGUACUCUCAUAAUGCCAUUGCACGAGCGGUUGCAUGCUUCAGCUACGCAGCAUGUGCUCUAUCAUCCCUCAUAAUGAUGGGCUUGAGUCUCCCUUUCCUGGAGUCAACCACGGAGUCUCUGCAGCUUCAGCGGGAGAUAUCAGCUAUUCCAGGAUGUUCUGCACCUUCCCCAUCAAUGAUAUGGACAGUUUUCGUUCCCAGUACCAUCAUCCACAUGAUUUUGUUUGGAUUCACGAUCGCACGAGUCGCGAAGGUCUCUCGUGACUUGCAGAUGGAUCAAUUGAUGCGACGUCUGGUACGAGAUGGUGGCCUUGUCUUCUUCGUUUCGAUGGCCACGGCUACAUUUUCAGCAGUCGGUGCUCGUUUAACCACAGAUCCUGUCAUAAACGCGCCAGCAACCUGGUCAAACUCACAGUUAGCAAUCAACGCAGUUGCAGUGUCUCGGCUUAUGCUCAGCAUACGCUCCCUAGCUGGGAAGUUGAAAAUUAAUCAAGAUUGGUUGUUCAACCCGUCUGAGCUCAGUAGGGUAAGGUGGAGGGCUGCCUCUGGUGAUUAUGGCCGCAUCAUCGUAGUCGAGAUGGAUACACAUGAACCAGUAGCACAAAAAGUAUGAUGUUAGCUGUGACAUAAUAACUCGAGACUACCCUUGCCAAUCCCAACCAAAUAUCAUAUCGUGA